UAGAUCGGUUCAUUCGAUCCGCAGCGCCGGGCACGUGCCGAUCGGCAGGCGUGCAAUGCUACCACGUCGCCGGCCGUACGCCUCCUUCGAUAUAUCGGAAAGCUGACGCGCGCAGUGAUACCGACCAGGAAUCGAUCUCCAUGCCUGCGGAAUUCCGGCCCCAGGAAUUGUCCGUUGACUUGACGUAAAGCCCGGCGACUAGUCGUCCGGCCGGACUUAUCCUAGACUCUGAAAGUCUCUCCGAACGAAGUAUCAUCUGCCUCCAUCGCCCCUCGAUCGUCGGCAGCUUGGCCGCUUCUUCUUCUUCUUCUAAACAUAGGCGCGACUAGCUAUAUACACAUGCAGGCGGCCAGGCAGCACCUGCCCAUACCUGACUAGCUAGCUCGUUGUUGAGAGCGAAACGUACGAUUUGAAGCGAGGCGCGCGAGCAAGCAUGGACGUGAUGAAGGGCGGCAGCGACGACACUACCCGGGGCGGCGGCGGCGGCGUGUCGGACAAGCGCCGGUGCUCGUGGGCGCCGAUGUUCCCGCCGGCGCCGCCCGAGCUGCGGCUUGAGGCCGGGAAGAGGGGAUGGCGGCGGUGGCCGUCGUCGUCGUGGUGCGCGGCGAAGAGGGCCCUGCUGCUGGCCGUCUGCGUGGCCGCGGCCGUCGUCGUGCUGUUGGCCGGCGCGGGCUCGCUCGACGGGCUGCCGGAUUCCUUGUUCUUCCACGACGCGCAAGUGAACCUCACCGCCGACCACCUCCUCGACGGCCUUCUCACCGCUGAGUUCAGCUACCGGUCAUGCCGGAGCCGGUAUGAGUUCGCCAGCUACCACAAGAGAUCGUCGCAUAAGCCAUCACCCUACCUCCUUUCCAAGCUGCGGAAGCAGGAAGCGCUCCAAAAGCGGUGCGGCCCCGGCACGGCCGCGCACAAAGCGGCCCUCCGGCGGCUUGAAUCCGGCGAGGGCGCCGCUACCGGCCGGGUCGAGGACGGCGACUGCCGCUACCUCGUGAGCAUCGGCUUCCGUGGCCUGGGCAAUCGGAUGCUCGCCGUCGCGUCGGCCUUCCUCUACGCCGUGCUGACCGAGCGCGUCCUCCUAGUCCACUGGGGCAAGGGUGCGGCCGGUCUCUUCUGCGAGCCCUUCCCAGGCGCGACGUGGCUGCUGCCGCGCGCCGGCAAGCGUUCCCCGCUCGGGAACCUUGAUCGGUACGACGGGGAAUCGAAGGAGAGCCUGGGGAACAUACUGCAGAGCGGCGCCGUCGUCGGCGCGUCCGCCGACGGAAACGUGUCGUGGGCGUCUCCGCGGCCGCCGCCGUACGUGUACCUCCACCUCGCCGGCGGCUACGGCUUCCACGACAAGCUCUUCUAUUGCGGCGAGCACCAGCGGCUCCUCCGCGGCGUGCCGUGGCUCCUGAUGAGGACGGACAGCUACCUGGUGCCGGGGCUGUUCCUCACGCCGCCGUUCCGCGGCGAGCUCGAGGCCAUGUUCCCGGAGAAGGACGCCACGUUCCACCACCUAGGCCGGUACCUCUUCCACCCCAGCAACGCGGUCUGGCGCGCCGUCACGAGCUACCACCGCCCCAACCUCGCCGGCGCCAGCCGGCGCGUCGUCGGCAUCCAUAUCAGGGUGUUCCAAAAGAAGCAGCCGCCGCGGCAGGUCCUGGACCAGCUCCUCUCCUGCGUCCGCGGCGAGAGGCUCCUCCCCGAUCAGGUCGCAGCGGCGACGAACGACGCCGUCCUGGUGACGUCGCUGAGCCCGUGGUACCACGAGCGGAUCCGGGCCGAGUACGGCGGCCGGGUCGCCGGCGGCGUGCACCAGCCGAGCCACGAGGGCGAGCAGCGGUGGGGCGAUGCGGCGCACGACGCGAAAGCGCUCGCCGAGAUGUACCUGCUCAGCACGUGCGACGUCCUCGUCACCAGCGGCUUCUCCACGUUCGGGUACGUCGCGCAGGGGCUCGCCGGGCGACGGCCGUGGGUCAUGCCGAGGCCGUCCCCGUGGGAGGAGUGGGCGGCGGGCCAGGCGCCGGCGGAGCCGCCGUGCCUGCGCGCGCCAUCCGUGGAGCCGUGCUUCCACUCGCCGUCGUACUACGACUGCGCGGCGAGGAGGGACGUGGAGCUGGACAAGGUGGCGCCGUACAUCCGGCGGUGCGUGGACGUCAGCUGGGGCAUACAGCUUGUCAAUGAAAGCAGCACCCGGUGGUAACAUUUGUAUGCUACACAUGGCAGUAGAGUCUGAUGUUAUUGUUAUCCGGCUCAAACAUGUGCAAACAAGAAAUUAUGGAUAAUAAAACUUUAGACGAAACAUCCGAACAGGAACAGAUCCAGUAGAUAGGGCAGUAUGCACACGCAUAUACCAUAGGGGAACUUAAUAUAGAAGAAAGAUAGAACUGAUAAUACUGAUGUCUUCGCUUGUUUCAGAACAAGCACCGUUAUGCUUUCUUAACAGUGGUGAGAUCAUCAGCUUGUUCCAUGCAUAGAUAUCCAAAAUGUUUGGUCAGAUGUACAAUAUAUA
Panicum hallii is the source of this 2491-nucleotide messenger RNA. RefSeq names its product galactoside 2-alpha-L-fucosyltransferase-like. Bases 434 to 2182 code for a protein of 582 amino acids. The transcript has 2 exons. NCBI's taxonomy places the organism in Eukaryota, Viridiplantae, Streptophyta, Magnoliopsida, Poales, Poaceae. The record is from RefSeq and is a predicted model, not a curated record. Gene Ontology annotation, cellular component: membrane; Golgi apparatus. Gene Ontology annotation, molecular function: galactoside 2-alpha-L-fucosyltransferase activity. Gene Ontology annotation, biological process: xyloglucan biosynthetic process; cell wall biogenesis.